GUUUAUUUUGUUUCAGUUUAAUGAGUGGAGUUAAAAAUAAUGUUGGCAGAGGAAUAAAUGUGGCCUUGGUCAAUGGUAAAACAGGAGAAACAUUAGACACCAAGUUCUUUGACAUGUGGGGAGGAGAUGUGGCACCUUUCAUUGAUUUUCUGAAGUCCAUUCAGGAUGGAACGAUAGUGUUAAUGAGCACAUAUGAUGAUGGUGCAACCAAGCUUAAUGAGGAAGCACGGAAACUGAUUGCUGAAUUAGGAAGCACAUCUAUUACUAAUCUUGGCUUUAGAGACAACUGGGUCUUCUGCGGAGGAAAAGGAAUUAAGACUAAAAGUCCAUUUGAACAGCAUAUAAAGAACAACAAGGACACAAACAAGUAUGAAGGCUGGCCAGAAGUUGUUGAGAUGGAAGGCUGUAUCCCUCAGAAGCAAGACUAGAUGAAAACAAAAGAAAAGGAGAGAGACAAUAUGGAAGAAAAUGCACUUUCUGCUAUUAUUAGGGAGAGGGCUAUGAAGGAGACUGUACUGUAAAUAAUAUUUUUAAAGCAUGCAACCAUCUUGUCGGUGUGUGCAUGAGCACUGACAUUUUGAAUAUUGGGAUUAUUUAUUGCUAACACACCUAGAAAUCCUUUUUGUAAAUAUGUCCAAAAUAAAAGAAACAUCAAAUAAUUUCUAUGCAGGUUUCCUAAAAGCACAGUAUUUAGUUUGCCUGUGGUAAGGAAUAUCUUGUAAACAAACUGGCUGGUAAAUUGCAUAUGCGGUUAAUAAACAGAUCCUGACAAACGUUGUACUGUCCUCUUAACAGUGUAAUGUUGCUGUGAGUAUGUAACCUUUGAGGAGUAUUGUAGAUUUUAGUGGUAAGUUAAUGAAGAGCUUUAAGUUUUUUUUUUAUCCUCUGCCUUUUUAAUGGCAGCAUCACUUUUUAUUAAAGCUAUUUGGUUAUUCUAA
Molecule: messenger RNA, 938 nt
Organism: Merops nubicus (carmine bee-eater)
Lineage: Eukaryota; Metazoa; Chordata; Aves; Coraciiformes; Meropidae
Gene: FAM3C
Product: family with sequence similarity 3, member C
Exons: 5
Coding region: 21-428 (135 amino acids)
Source: RefSeq, a predicted model, not a curated record